Salvelinus namaycush (lake trout) is the source of this 2525-nucleotide messenger RNA. It is a transcript of the gene angpt2a, whose product is annotated as angiopoietin 2a. Gene Ontology annotation, biological process: Tie signaling pathway. Lineage: Eukaryota; Metazoa; Chordata; Actinopteri; Salmoniformes; Salmonidae. Bases 258 to 1745 code for a protein of 495 amino acids. The record is from RefSeq and is a predicted model, not a curated record. Gene Ontology annotation, molecular function: receptor tyrosine kinase binding. The transcript has 9 exons.
GGCUGGAGGCUUAGUGAAAAAGGGGGAAACGUGCAGUCUAGGAAUGACACCAUCUACCCGGCGUACCCACUGACUGUAUCCCCUCCUCCUGCCUAUAAAAGAACCUGAAGAAUUGGACUGUGUGCACUUCGAUAUUCCAGAGGAUAGCAAUACAACAAUAUUUAACCUCGAAAAACAUUCAACUGAAAAGGCAGUGACCCAAAAGGAGAGCUUUGGGUAACAUUUUUACAAUAACAUUUUUGUUUUAAUUCUUAUAAAUGUUUUAUGUUGGCUUACUGGUGGUCUUGAGUGGCUGCCUGGCCCUGGGGGCAGGCUACAGGAAAACUACAGACCCAACAGCUGCUAAGAGACAGUACCAGAUCCAAAAUGGCCCGUGCAGCUACACCUUCCUGCUGCCUGAACAGGACAACUGCAAGACCCCAAGCAGCACCUACACCAACCUGGUCCAGAAGGACGAUCCGGCAGAGUAUGAUGAGUCGGUCCAGAGGCUAGAGCAGCUGGAGAACAUCAUUGAGAACAACACACAGUGGCUCCUCAAGCUGGAGAACUACAUACAGGAAAACAUGAAACAGGAGAUGUUCCAGAUCCAGCAGAAUGCAGUGCACAACCACACGGCAGCCAUGAUAGAGUUUGGAACUAACCUGCUGAGUCAGACCGUUGAACAAACACGGAAGCUGACUAACGUAGAGGCGCAGGUAAUAAAUCAUACAACUCGGCUCGAACGUCAGCUUCUUGAGAACUCUCUAUCAACGAGUAAGUUGGAAAAACAGCUCAUUUUCCAAACAAAUGAAAUAACCAAGCUGAAUGACAAAAACAGCUACCUGGAGAAGAGGGUGGGGGAGAUGGAGGAGCAGAGGCAGGUGGAGCUGAAGACGCUGAAGGAGGAGAAGGAGCAGCUCUCUACACUGGUACUGAGACAGACGGCUGUCAUCGAGGAGCUGGAACAACAGCUGCUGCGGGCCACCACCAAUAACUCUGCCCUGCAGCGGCAGCAACAGGAGCUGCUUGAGACCGUCAACAACCUCAUCUACACAAUCUCUAUCCCCACAGGUGGAGGGAACAAGCCUACCAUGAUGCAGGACACACCAACCACAUACCCAGACUGUGCUGCUGUCUACAAGUCAGGAAACACAGACAGUGGAGUCUACUCACUGACCCUUCCCAAUGCUACACAGGAGAUUAAGGCUUACUGUGACAUGGAGACAGAGGGGGGUGGAUGGACAGUACUACAAAAACGAUUUGAUGGCCGUGUUGACUUUCACCGUACGUGGAAAGAGUACAAAAUGGGCUUUGGAAACCCUUCAGGUGAAUACUGGUUGGGAAAUGAGUUUGUUUCGAUACUGACCAAUCAGCACCCAUACGUCUUGAGAAUACAGAUGAUGGAUUGGGAGGAAAACGCAGGAUUCUCACUAUAUGACCAGUUCUCUCUAGGCAGUGAAGCAGAAAACUACAGAAUACACCUUAAAGGCUACAGUGGCACAGCAGGCAAAAUUAGUAGCCUUGGUCAGCCGGGAAGUGAUUUCAGCACAAAAGAUGCAGACAAUGACAAAUGUGUUUGCAAAUGCUCACAACUGACAACAGGAGGCUGGUGGUUUGACGCCUGCGGCCCCUCCAACUUGAACGGAAUAUUUUUCCAGCAGGGCCAGAACUCAAAUCGAUUCAAUGGAAUCAAAUGGUACUACUGGAAAGGCUCAGGCUACUCACUGAAGUCCACCACAAUGAUGAUCAGACCAGUAGACUUCUGAGGCUGUGACAGAGACAUGCCUCUCACAGACAUGCAUAGAAUGGAGAGCAGAGCUCUGUCACUCUGGGAAACAACUACACAGACAAACAAAAAGACCAAACAGACCAAAGUGCUCCAUAACAGCAACCUCAUCACUUCCGAACAUUCCACAAGGGAAGGAACAAUUUGCUUUGCUCCAACAAGUCACUUUUUUUUUUUUUUUUAUUAACUUUUGUACAAAAUGGACAGGUGAAGACUAGCAGAAAAGUCUAUGAAAUAUCUAUACUCAGAAAUAUAUGGGCUUUGGACUGCAUAACCAACCAGGACAAGGCAGUCAAAAGAUGACCAGUUGGAAAUCUUGUAUUUAUAGCAAACUGGAACUGUGGUAGAGAUAACAGUAUUGUUUUCUAUUAAUAAGCAAUACUAGGGGAAAUGUCAGUGUGUAACACAUUGCAAGGUUGACAAAGUUAAUUUUGUAAUAACGAUAUUUCACCCCAUUAAUAUUUGAUACAAUGAAUUGGAAAAUAAGUUAAAUUUAUAAUGUAAAAUAAAAAUGUAACAAUAGCCCUAAUUUUAAAAGCAAAGAAAACUAGGGUACAAAGCACAAAGCACAAUACUUCAUACAUAUCAAAUAUGAACAUAAUGCAAAAAGGCAAUCUGUAAUGAAUCUACAUCUUUUCUUCCUUACAGAAAUUGUACAUACUCCGUGCCUUCAGAAAGUACUCAUACCUCCCUGGUCUUUGUGGUUGAAUGUGUUUGAAAUUCACUGCUCAACUGAGUGUCCUUACAGAUAAUUGUAUGA